AUGUCUCUCUCCUCCACUCUCCGUCUCUCCUCCUCCCUCCUCCGUCGCUCCCUCUCCCAAUCUCGCCACUUUCCGUUUCCCCUUUCUGACCCACUAUGCCGUCUCCGCCACAGCGUUGCCUCCGACGCUCGCUUCUUCUCCUCCCGUACUUCCCGGUCCUCCAAGGCUGUCCAUGCUUCCAAGCGCGCCGACGAGCAGCUCAAUGAGGGCUCCGGAGCCAACAAUGGCGGUUUAGCUGUUUCUGGGGACGGUAACAACGGCGAUUCUCGUAUUGUGCCCUAUGAGCUUCACAAGGAAGCUACGGAGUCUUACAUGUCGUACGCUCUCUCUGUUUUGCUUGGAAGGGCUUUGCCUGAUGUCAGAGACGGUCUAAAGCCAGUACACCGGAGAAUUCUCUUUGCAAUGCAUGAAUUGGGGAUGUCAUCGAAAAAGCCAUACAAGAAAUGUGCAAGAGUUGUUGGAGAGGUUCUUGGUAAAUUUCACCCGCAUGGAGAUACAGCUGUUUAUGAUUCUCUCGUUAGGAUGGCUCAGAAUUUCUCCUUGAGAUGUCCUCUUAUCCAAGGCCAUGGGAAUUUUGGCUCGAUAGAUGCAGAUCCUCCUGCAGCCAUGCGUUACACUGAGUGCAGACUUGACCCACUUGCAGAGGCAGUAUUACUAUCUGAUCUUGACGAAGAUACGGUUGAUUUUUCGCCCAACUUUGAUAACUCACAAAAAGAACCAGAAGUGUUGCCUGCUCGUCUUCCUGCUUUAUUGUUGAAUGGAGCUUCCGGGAUUGCGGUUGGCAUGGCAACCAAUAUUCCUCCUCAUAAUCUUGGGGAGUUGGUAGAUGUGCUCAUCGCUCUAAUCCAUAAUCCAGAAGCAUCGCUGCAAGAACUGCUCGAAUACAUGCCUGCUCCGGACUUUCCAACUGGAGGGGUUAUAAUGGGAAACCUCGGGGUCUUAGACGCUUAUCGAACUGGCCGAGGGCGUGUCGUAGUCAGAGGAAAAGCUGAAGUUGAACUGUUGGAUCCCAAGACAAAGCGCAACGCAGUUAUUAUCUCAGAGAUUCCUUACCAGACAAACAAAGCUACGCUUGUCCAGAAGAUUGCCGAACUUGUUGAAAACAAGACUCUAGAGGGAAUAAGUGACAUACGUGACGAGAGUGAUCGUAAUGGGAUGCGUGUGGUUAUUGAGCUCAAACGAGGAGCGGAUCCUGCACUUGUGCUAAAUAACCUUUACCGGCACACUGCCCUCCAAUCAAGCUUUAGCUGCAACAUGGUUGGUAUCUGUGAUGGAGAACCCAAGCUAAUGGGUCUAAAAGAACUACUUCAGGCGUUUAUAGAUUUCAGAUAUUCUGUUGUCGAAAGGCGUGCAAAGUUCAAGCUUUCACAUGCACAACAAAGGAUGCAUAUAAUUGAGGGUAUUAUGAUUGCACUUAAAGAUGUGGAUAAAGUUAUCAAAAUCAUCCAAAAAGGCUCAAUUGAUUCCUCUGCUUCUGCUGAUUUACAGACUGAAUAUGGUCUUUCUGAGAAACAAGCUGAGGCUAUACUGGCGAUAACCCUUCGAAGACUAAGUGCUCUUGAGCGGAAAAAGUUUACUGACGAGAGUAGUUCGCUCAAGGAGCAAAUUACAAAGUUGGACCAGCUAUUAUCAAGCCGAACAAACAUCUUAAAGGUAAUCGAACAAGAAGCAAUAGAGCUGAAGGACAGAUUCUCAAGUCCCAGACGCUCAGUGCUGGAAGAUUCUGACAGCGGUGAUCUGGACGACAUAGAUGUUAUUCCAAAUGAAGAGAUGUUGAUGGCAGUGAGCGAAAAAGGUUAUGUGAAAAGGAUGAAGGCUGAUACGUUCAACCUCCAGCAUCGUGGAACCAUUGGCAAAUCUGUUGGGAAACUGAGAGUUGAUGACACCAUGUCUGACUUUCUUGUUUGUCAUGCACAUGACCAUGUCCUCUUCUUCAGCGAUCGUGGUAUAGUUUACUCAACACGUGCUUAUAAAAUCCCGGAAUGCUCCCGCAAUGCAGCUGGUACACCUUUGGUUCAGAUACUAUCCAUGUCAGAAGGUGAAAGAGUAACAUCCAUUGUUCCUGUUAGCGAGUUUGCUGAAGACCGCUAUCUCCUGAUGCUCACGGUGAACGGCUGCAUCAAGAAAGUCUCUUUGAAGUUAUUUUCAGGAAUACGCUCAACUGGAAUCAUCGCAAUUCAAUUGAAUUCUGGUGAUGAACUGAAAUGGGUUCGAUGCUGCUCAAGCGAUGAUCUUGUGGCCAUGGCGUCCCAAAAUGGAAUGGUCGUCCUAAGUACAUGUGAUGGUGUUCGAACACUGAGCAGAAAUACAAAGGGAGUGACUGCCAUGAGACUCAGGAGAAAGGAUAAGAUGGCGAGCAUGGACAUCAUCCCUGCUUCUCUGCGGAAAGAUAUGAAAAAGAAGUCAGAAGACACUUCCAUUGUCGAGAAUAAAUCCACCGGUCCAUGGCUAUUGUUCGUGUGUGAGAAUGGCUACGGAAAGCGUGUUCCUCUGAGUAGCUUCAAGCCGUCACGUUUGAACAGAGUUGGUUUGAUUGGAUCUAAGUUUGCGGAGGAUGAUCGCUUGGCUGCAGUUUUUGUCGUCGGUUACUCCUUAGCUGAGGAUGGAGAAAGCGAUGAACAAGUGGUUCUAGUGAGCCAAAGCGGUACAGUGAACCGGAUUAAAGUCAGGGAUGUCUCGAUCCAAUCUCGCCGUGCACGGGGAGUGAUUCUCAUGCGACUAGAUCAUUCCGGGAAGAUUCAAUCUGCGUCUCUAAUCUCUGCAGCAGAUGAAGAAGAAGAAGACGGCAAAGGAAUUCCGAGUCUUGAAGAAGCUGCGAGCUUGUAA
This is a messenger RNA of Microthlaspi erraticum, 2826 nucleotides long. The record is from the annotation of a GenBank genome assembly. Lineage: Eukaryota; Viridiplantae; Streptophyta; Magnoliopsida; Brassicales; Brassicaceae.